CAUUGGCCUUUUAGUAAAGCAUCGUAGUUUCGUUGUUAAGAAGUUCUAAGCCAAGCGAUUUGCUACUGUUGAAUGAUUUUCAUUGUCUCGUUUUCAUAUAUCUAUUUUCUUGUAGUGUCAUGUCCACGUCUCUAUGCUGUGCAUGAUGCUGCCGGGAGAACAAAGAAAUGUUCUCGGUUUGAAACUUUACACUUGGCUGUGGAUUUUGUUGUCUAUGCCCUUUUGACAUUUUACACUUGACAGGGAUUGAGAGUCAAUAUAUGCAGUCAGAUGUCCGACCAUGGCUGGCAUUUCAUCCCUAUGCUGUCCGGUCGAAAUACCUAAAUGUAUCCUCUCAAAGAAUAUUCCGGCGAUAUGCCCGGCUUGACGUCGGAAUCCGGCGCCCUCGCCGUCGUGCCCCACUCAUCGGACGCGGAGAAGAAUACGAAAGUUUACCACCUACGUGUGCAACGGGUUACUCCUCCAUUCUCUCGCGUGUCUAUCUCUUGGGCGCGAGGCAGCACUCUCCGAAUCUCAUUGAUGCAAUCGGAACAGGAUGUUUCGGAGCAGAGCAGCGGCGGUGAGGUGCUGGAAGUGAGACUUGGGAGUGCGGACGCCGGGGAAAUUUCGGAUGCUCAGUGGCGGAGAAUAGCUUAUGGCUCCGUCGCUCCAUUUGCGCUCCUUCAAAGCCGGAAAAAUUCGGCUUCUAUGAUGCGCAGUGACAGAGAUUGGUGGGAACAUGCAUUGGCGUAUAGCAAGGAGAUAAAUUCUCUUCUUGGAAAUUCAAAUUCACCUGUUACACCCACAAUUGAAGACCCAAGGAUGGUAUUAAAGAAAGUUGAGGAGCCAACUGCUUUGAAAGCUGCCUGGGAGCUGAUGGAAAUUUUUUAUGUUGACAAGCGAUCUCAGAGCUGGAUGCCAGAACGGCUUCUUGAUUGGAUAGCUGAUUUUGAUUGUCUGUUCUCUGGAACUCACUCCACUGUGCAUGCGAAACUCAUCUCUUUCCAAAAUAAACUUGUUACUGUACAGGCAGUUGAGAAUGAUCCAGAAUAUUGGGAAGCUAUGUCAUCAGCCUUAGCAGUUGGCUGGCUUGAUGUUGUUGUAAAACUUUUGCGUUUGCAUGGGUCUUAUCAGUAUGAUCAACUUGGCAGUCGCGAGAUAGAAAAUGGGCUUGUAGAAGCGGUUGCUCUUCUUAUAUCACAGAUGCCACGUCUGCGCCCUGACCUACCAGCGGAAAAAUUAGGAGAAUGUUACAAAACUAAACCUGAAUUCAUGAAGGCUUGGGAGAAGUGGCGAGGCCAAAUUACUAAAUUGGAUUGCAGCAGAUUUUGGCUUGAUUGUGAUCACCAAAAGACGAGAGCUGGAUUGAAAAAUAUGCUUCAAAUCAUGGUGGGCAAUGCUUCCAUUCUCACCGAUGCAACAUGCCACUGGAUAGAGCUUUACGUUGCCCACUUUUUGUACAUAAGGCCUUUCACCAUGAGUUUGGAAAGCAUGUACAGUCUAGCUCAAAAAUGUAUGCAGUUAAAAUCAACUUCCAACCAGCAUAAGUUGAUGGAACUUAUGAUAGGGAUUCUAGAAGAAAACAUAGAGGUUGUUCUAGCUGAAUGCUCAAGAUCAUUUGGCCCGUGGAUGUUAACUCAUGCUAUAGAGCUGCUAACUGCCGGGAGCAUGGAGGCAGAAACCCUUUUGCAUGAGCCCCAGUCUAAAUUUGGAGGAAUCUGCAUAGAAGAACUCCAUCGAUUGAUUUAUGCUCAAAUUUUAUCCUCUCAUGCCUUGACAUGGAAUAUUGCUCCUAUAUAUUUGACAUCAUGCAUGAUGCAAGGACUAGGCUUGUUAGAGAAUUUACUAUCCCAGCAACCUGUACAACAUCAACAGGUGUUACUGAAGAGUAUAGAGAUCUGCCGUCUCAAUGGACUCGACUAUAUUAGUAACAAUAUGAUGAAGAUUGCUGGAGUUAAUCACUGGAAGCAUGGCAAGAAAGGAUCAGCUGUGUUCUGGCUUCAGCAGGCUCGAGAUGAAGUUCGCUUAAACCGGAUUGCUAAGCAUUUGUUUGACUUUGUUGGACAAUCAGUUUCAGAUAAAAGUUUCAAGCAAUGGGAAGGGAUGAUUGAAUUGUUGGGAACUGAAUCAAAAACUGCCGGUGGUCUAGAGUUCUUGAAAAAGUAUAGAGAUUUCAGGCGAUCCCUCCAGCAAGUUCAGGACGGCAUCACCACUGACGGUGCUUGGAAAGCCGCAGAAGCCCUUAUAUCACUCAUGAAAAAUCCGGCUACUCCUCGGCAGUUUUGGCUGCCUCUCUUAUAUGACUCAUUGAAAUUGCUAGAGUGGAAAGAACGGCCCUUGCUCAAUGUUUCUCAGACAAAUCUUUUGUUGAAUAAGCUGCAAGAGCUAUCCUUGGCUAGAUUGCUCCCAGGAUUUGUCGAUCCUGUCUUGCCUCCUGAGGCAUUACAAUCUGUCAGACUAGCUCUCGCCACUAAUCUAGGACGGGCUAUCCUUGAGGAGUAAUUUUAUUCACCUAUGUUCUUAUAUACAAAUACACCCAAAUAUGCUUUAUGUUUAGGUUGCUUGCAUUGCAGGGCUUUUUGGUAUCAAGAAUACCGGGUGGGAAAUUUGGAACGACGAAGCAAAAGUAACUUGCUAUACUCACUCUAGGUAAUGUUUGCUUGUAGUGUUGUUAUUAUUUUAUCUUUACAAAUAGUUAACGACAUAUUUAACUGAAAAGAUUGAACAAUUGAGCUCAGUUUGAUCGGUUCCGGCUAUUAAUAUCUGUUUUUUUGCCUUAACAACGCAAUAGCAUGCUUGUUUUAACCAUAUAUGUAUAUACACGUUUUUUGGUUCUAAUUUCUAUUCAUUGCAGCUGAUGCAUUAUAUUGUCGGCUGCUAUUCUAGUUGCAUUUUUGGUAAGUUUUAUGAGUAACAAAAU
This is a messenger RNA of Andrographis paniculata, 2899 nucleotides long. Its product is annotated as nuclear pore complex protein NUP85. Gene Ontology annotation, molecular function: structural constituent of nuclear pore. Gene Ontology annotation, cellular component: nuclear pore outer ring. Gene Ontology annotation, biological process: protein import into nucleus; mRNA export from nucleus; positive regulation of DNA-templated transcription. The transcript has 20 exons. Lineage: Eukaryota; Viridiplantae; Streptophyta; Magnoliopsida; Lamiales; Acanthaceae. The record is from RefSeq and is a predicted model, not a curated record. The coding region runs from base 325 to 2481 and encodes 718 amino acids.